CCAGCUGUCUUUCUCUCAAAAUAUCCUAAUCCUUCUUUUGCAUCAGUCGUUAGCUUUUGAAAGAUGUCUUGCUGCGGUGGAAACUGUGGCUGCGGAGCUGCCUGCAAGUGCAGCAGCAGCUGUGGAGGAUGCGGGAUGUUCCCUGACCUGAGCUCAGGGAAGACCACCACCGAGACCCUUAUUGUUGGUGUUGCUCCCCAGAAGACACACUUUGAGGGAUCUGAGAUGGGCGUAGGAGCUGAGAAUGGAGGCUGCAAGUGCGGAUCCAACUGCACCUGUGACCCUUGCAAUUGUAAAUGAGAGAGAUCCUUAGCCUUUGAAGCAGAGACGAUCUUGUCUAUGGAAGCUAAUAAAUAGAGCAUGUAGUUAUGUUAUAUAUGUGUUUGUGUGCUGUGUUUCGUGACUUAUGACUUAUAACGUGUUUCUCUGAGAACUCCUUUUGGAACUCGUAUUAUAAUAAAGUAGCCACGAUUGUCUCUGCAAAUCUUACUACUAGUCUAAGGUUUGCCCUGGGUUCACUCAAACCAUGUUUGCUUGGUGUUUAGUAAGUUACGUAUGAUGGGAGUCUCUGCUGUAAUGGACUAAUAUUUAUGUGGGAAGAGUGAGAGUUUUAUUAAUUUGCCAAUGGAAACUCCUUUUCUUCUAGUUUGAGAAA
This is a messenger RNA of Quercus lobata, 655 nucleotides long. Its product is annotated as metallothionein-like protein type 2. NCBI's taxonomy places the organism in Eukaryota, Viridiplantae, Streptophyta, Magnoliopsida, Fagales, Fagaceae. The transcript is spliced from 3 exons. The record is from RefSeq and is a predicted model, not a curated record. Gene Ontology annotation, molecular function: metal ion binding. Bases 64 to 300 code for a protein of 78 amino acids.